CUCCUCUCUCUCUCCCUCCCUCCCCUCCCUCCCUCCCUCUCUACAUUUCUAAAGUAAUCCAGGCGCAAAAGAAUAAAGAAAAAAAAAAAAAGAGAAAGAAAAAGAAAGAGGUCUCACCAUGGAGGAGGUGGCGCCGCCGUCGCCGGCGGCGGAGGGGAAGAGCGUCCUCCACGGUCGCUACGAGCUCGGGCGCGUGCUGGGGCGUGGGACCUUUGCGAAAGUGUACCUCGCCCGGAAUCUCCGGACGGGAAAGAGCGUGGCGAUGAAGGUGGUGGGGAAGGAGAAGGUGAUCCGGGUGGGGAUGAUGGAGCAGGUGAAACGCGAGAUCUCGGUGAUGAAGAUGGUCACCCACCCCAACAUCGUGGAGCUCCACGAGGUCAUGGCCACCAGGUCUAAGAUCUUUUUCGCUAUGGAGCUCGUCCGCGGCGGCGAGCUUUUCUCCCGGAUCGCUCGAGCCGGCCGCCUCCGGGAGGAAACCGCCCGCCACUACUUCCGCCAGCUCAUCUCUGCCGUCGACUUCUGCCACAGCCGCGGCGUCUACCACCGGGACCUCAAGCCAGAGAACCUCCUCCUCGACGACGUCGGCAACCUCAAGGUCGCUGACUUCGGCCUCAGCGCCUUCGCCGACCACGUGCGCUCCGACGGCCUCCUCCACACCACAUGCGGGACUCCGGCGUACGUCGCGCCGGAGGUGAUCGGGAAGAACGGAUACGACGGCGCCAGGGCCGACCUCUGGUCUUGCGGCGUCAUCCUCUUCGUCCUCCUCGCCGGGUUCCUCCCCUUCCAGGACGAUAACCUCGUCUCCAUGUACAAGAAGAUCCACCGCGGGGACUUUCGUUGUCCACCCUGGUUCUCGUCGGAGGCCCGCCGGGUCGUCACCAAGCUCCUCGAUCCGAACCCCAGCACCCGGAUCACGGUAGCCAAGCUGGUCGAGACGCCCUGGUUCAAGAAAUCGCCGAUCCUGAAGCCGGUGUUUGCGCCGGCGUCGGCGUCGGCGUCGGCGGCGGCGGCGGCUGAGGAGAAGGGUAAGAAGGAGACGGAGGAGCCGCAGAGGCUGAAUGCGUUCCAUCUGAUCUCGCUCUCGGAGGGGUUCGAUCUGUCGCCCCUUUUCGAGCAGGGCAGGGGGAGGAGAGAGGAAGGGAUGCGGUUCGCGACCAGGGAGCCGACGAGCGGGGUGAUCUCGCGGCUGGAGGGGGUGGCGUCGCGGGCGGAGGGGCGUUACCGGGUGACGAAGAGCGGGGCGACGGGGGUGCGGCUGGAGGGGGAGGAGCUGGGGAGGAAGGGGAGGCUCGCGGUGGCGGCGGAGUUCUUCACGGUGGCGCCAUCGGUCCUGGUGGUGGACGUCCGGAAGGAUGCCGGCGACAGCCUCGAGUACCGGAACUUCUGCAGCGACGAGCUCCGCCCCGCCCUGAAGGAUAUCGUUUGGCCCGCCUCCGACUCCCAAACCACCACCACCGUCUGAUCAAAGCCCAUGUCCGUCCGAUCAACGGUCGAGAUUCGGGGCGAUUCUUUGGAUAUUUUCUCUAGCGCCCAUCUGCGAUGUUGGGGUAUUAGUGUCAUUAAAUGUGUUUGUAUAAAUCGAAAGCCGGGGGCGUUUAUCUGUUUCGUUCUUGUUGAUGUUUUCGUUGUCUUAGUCUCAUGUUCCUCUCUAACAUUAACUCUGUUCAUUCUAUUCUUGUUUAAUUGCAUGGAUUUGGCUGUUGAAUGUUUUAUUAAAAUAAAACUUAAACGUAGAUCAUA
This is a messenger RNA of Elaeis guineensis (African oil palm), 1740 nucleotides long. RefSeq names its product CBL-interacting protein kinase 6. Lineage: Eukaryota; Viridiplantae; Streptophyta; Magnoliopsida; Arecales; Arecaceae. Gene Ontology annotation, biological process: signal transduction; protein phosphorylation. The record is from RefSeq and is a predicted model, not a curated record. Gene Ontology annotation, molecular function: protein serine/threonine kinase activity; ATP binding.